Messenger RNA from Aspergillus bombycis, 432 nucleotides. Its product is annotated as short-chain dehydrogenase. The transcript has 2 exons. The coding region runs from base 1 to 432 and encodes 143 amino acids. The record is from RefSeq and is a predicted model, not a curated record. Lineage: Eukaryota; Fungi; Ascomycota; Eurotiomycetes; Eurotiales; Aspergillaceae.
AUGUCUAAUUUUGGGUUUGAUACUGAAGGCAAGUCAGUGGUCGAGAGAUGGGGAAGCUUGAUUGAAGGCAAAGUUGUUGUGCUUACCGGUGCCAGUGAGGGCGGACUCGGAGGCGCUACUGCUCUUGCUCUGGCAUCGGCACGGCCCUCACAUUUGGUUCUACUUGCUCGCACGGAGAACAAGGCGCGCAAUGUCAUCUCUUUAAUCAAAGAGAUCAGUCCUGAGACUCAGCCUGCUUUCGUGCACAUUGAACUUGACGACCUUGACUCCGUUCGUCGGGCCGCAGCAGAUGUCCUUAGCAUUACCUCUAAGAUUAAUGUACUGAUAAAUAACGCUGGUGUCAUGACUAUCCCCUGGAGCAAGAGUAAAAGUGGUUUGGAAAGGGCCCUUGCCAUUAACCAUCUCGGGCAUUCCUCCUUACGAAACUGUUGA